GACACGAGAAGCUGCAAAUGUGGAAGCCAAUAACCUUUCACUUCUUGGGUCCCUGACAGUCAUCAGAACAUUAAGUGACCGUGAUGACAUACUGUCGUCAUCCCUAAAUCAUUAUCUAGAGGGAAGACUUGAUGCACCUUUGAGGCAAUUGAAGGAGGGCUUGGAAACUCUUGGAGUGCUACAGGCACUAAAAAAUAACCUGUGCCUAAGAGAUUUGUUUGCUGGAGGUCCCCCUGCACCGCUAACGGCAAAACAAAUAACAGACCUCUUUAAGGUCUGUUAUUCCGAAAAAGGAAGCAUGCGCCGGGUGGAGGAGGAGCGUGCAGUUGGCCAGUGGCGAGACUGGCUCAUAGACCUUGAGGGUGGAGAUGCUGUGCUGCCCUGGAAUGAAAUCAUAAAAAUUACUUUGGAGGAUGUCCUUAUGUUUAGCACGGGCACCAAUCGGAUUCCUCCACAUGGAUUUGAUGAGUUGCCAACAUUAGGGUUCCUUCAUGCAGAUAAGGAACGAAGACAAUUUCCAGAGGCCAAUACAUGUGGAUUAAUUUUGAGGCUGCCAAUUCAUAGUUCUUAUGAAAAAUUUAAUGAGUACAUGAUUUCUGGAGUUGUGCAGUCCCCACAUUUUGGCAUACCUUGAUUCAUUUCUGUCGAAGUUUCAUGUACAAGCAUGAUUAAUGUUUUGGUCAUACAAUAGGAUCACUUUUUUUCAAGAAUUUGCACAUAUAUGGUCCUGCUGAGGUUCUUUUCAUUCUCUCCAUUAUCUUCAUUAUCUCUUUUUCCAUAAACAUCAGUGUCGUAUGGAUAAGCCUGUAAUGUCCAAUUUAUCUUCAAAAUUUCAGUUUUGACAUUUUGACAUAGAUUCUUGCGUUACUGUUGCGGUUUUGUAAAACUGAAUGUAUAAAAUUUACCUGGUCAUGUCCCUCACUACCAAAAAAUUACUUGUAAAAACAACCGGGCCUGUGUUGGCAUCUUAGUCUUAGUGCAUUAUGUUUACACAAUUUGCGCAACAUUCUUCUUAUUACUUGUAAAGAACAAAAUUGCUUACUAGGUCUAAUUUGGUAAUUUUGUAUUUGUAAUGUUUUUGGAACCGGUAUGUUGCAGUGUUGUACUGAAUUCUGUUAACGUAUGUAAUCUUAAACACAUUUAAACGGUGGUUUUAUGAUUUUCAGUGUUUAAUCGUCUGAGAGUUGUGUUAAAUGG
Molecule: messenger RNA, 1197 nt
Organism: Paramisgurnus dabryanus
Lineage: Eukaryota; Metazoa; Chordata; Actinopteri; Cypriniformes; Cobitidae
Product: G2/M phase-specific E3 ubiquitin-protein ligase-like
Molecular function (GO): ubiquitin-protein transferase activity
Source: RefSeq, a predicted model, not a curated record